This is a messenger RNA of Gaeumannomyces tritici R3-111a-1, 750 nucleotides long. Its product is annotated as transcriptional activator hap5. Lineage: Eukaryota; Fungi; Ascomycota; Sordariomycetes; Magnaporthales; Magnaporthaceae. The coding region runs from base 38 to 280 and encodes 80 amino acids. The transcript has 2 exons. The record is from RefSeq and is a predicted model, not a curated record.
CGCCGCCGCCGCCGCCGCCACGGGCCAGCCCCAGCAGAUGGCCGGCCACGGCGGCGUCCCGGGGCCCCAGGGACACGCCCAGCACAUGGGCGCCGCCGAGUACGGCCUCCCCACCCACCCCAUGGCCGAGGCCGACUACCGCCAGGCCCAGAACAUGUACCCGGGCCAGGUCCCCGCCGGCGCCCCGGCCGCCUACGGCCAGCCGCAGCAGCCCAUGUACGAGGUCGACCCGACCAUGUACCAAAACGCCUAUGCCAUGCAGCCGCAACAGAGCGCCUGAUUGUGACAUCUGGUGCAGGCCAGUGCAUGAGGCGGCACCACCGACUCGUGCGACAUCGACAGAAGCCACAGUUUAGGUCCUCUCGUGGCGAAAUGUUUCCUACUUCACUUUUUGGCUUGUUUCUGAGCGGGAGGAUCUUGUCUGGUACCGGAUACAGGCCCAUAUGUUAGUGCCUAGGUAGCGUCUUGCAAGGAAAGAGGGGAUAUGGCGACGUCAGAAUCUUUCCAGCCAAAAGUUGGCUUUUCUUUCUUGCUUUUUUUUUUGGGCGUAACAUGACCAUUGGGUUUCGAGUCCGAGCGCGGCCGUUCGCUGUUUCAUGGGUUUAUGAUGAGGGAUGGCACAUGGGUAUACUUGCGGGCAAAUGAAUUCAUGAGAUAGUCUCUGGUAUCGUAUACAACCCUUCUCCCUGGGCAUAAAUCCUUCCCUUCCACUCGACCUCCCCUCAGCCUGUUUCUAUGGGGGGCACUGAG